AUGGCUAAUAUUCGCGAGUGGAGAGAUGCUAUAAAGGAUGACCCUGCUAUUAAUAUCUAUCAUCCUCCUCCAGGGGUGCUAACCCGGUUGAUUGAGGGUUAUAAGAAGCAGAAGGAGCAGAAUCAACAGCCUCCUGUUACUCCACAGCCUCUAAUAUCUACUACAGCUUCGUCGACAGUAGCUGGCCAAGGGAUGACGCUUAAUAUCAACCUCUCAGGGGAGACCCCAGUUCCAUCUACUAUAGCGCCAGCGUCAGCGCUACCCUUGCCAAGUAGCCCUAUCCCACAGGCCAGAGAUGAGGAUGCCCGACUACUCGCCUUCAUUCAGGCUCGAAUCCGUGCUCGGCCUGCGCGCCGUGCUGCAUUUAACCGUGCACGGGACCUGCUGAUAAGUGCUGGCGUGGGUUUUUCGGAUUUGGCUAGUUUGAGCAACGAAGAAUGGAAGGAUAUUAGUAUCGACGUUGGUAUCAAGAUGGAUUUGCUAAAAAACGACAAAAUAUGGCAUCUACAGCAUCCGGAGGCCGUUGACGAGGUUGCGGAGCAUCUCCUGAGUGAGCUUGAUCUUGAUAUACCUGAGGAAAGCAAAGGCGAGGAGCUCUAA
Endocarpon pusillum Z07020 is the source of this 600-nucleotide messenger RNA. RefSeq lists its product as uncharacterized. The transcript is spliced from 2 exons. Lineage: Eukaryota; Fungi; Ascomycota; Eurotiomycetes; Verrucariales; Verrucariaceae. The coding region runs from base 1 to 600 and encodes 199 amino acids. The record is from RefSeq and is a predicted model, not a curated record.